This is a messenger RNA of Lytechinus variegatus (green sea urchin), 2853 nucleotides long. RefSeq names its product lactadherin-like. The coding region runs from base 282 to 2129 and encodes 615 amino acids. NCBI's taxonomy places the organism in Eukaryota, Metazoa, Echinodermata, Echinoidea, Temnopleuroida, Toxopneustidae. Gene Ontology annotation, cellular component: membrane. The record is from RefSeq and is a predicted model, not a curated record. Gene Ontology annotation, molecular function: calcium ion binding. The transcript has 12 exons.
GACACCGCUAAGCAACCUAUCUCAACGGUUUUUAUGUCUCCGCGGAAGAAAAUAAAAUACUUUGAUUAGUCAUAUGGCACGUACAAAAUUUUACGGCAACAUCGAUCUUAUCCUUUUUACUGGUUUGCAGUUAAUCUGGAAGACAAGCACCUACCAAUACACAUGCCCGUGCGUGCACCCACACACAAGCUCCCGCGCGCACAAAACUGACAUUUUGAGGAAUCAUUUUAUUGUUGUAGAAUCAUUUUUACUGUAGGCCUGCUUCUUCUGGUGCCUUGAGAAUGGAGAAGAAUAGGCUGUCAUCUUUUCUGAUGCUUAUUGUCACCACGAUGAGUGUGAUGUUGGUGCUCUGUGCUUCUACUGAGGCCCAACUUGAGAGUCUGACAUUCUGCGAGGACGGGUACAAACUCAACUACACCUUACCCAUGUUGAAGCAAUGUGAAAUGAAGGAGAAUGCUGAAAAGGAUGGCCUGAUUCAGACCAUACCCAAACUGAUCCCAACCCCGUCAAUUGACAGUGGUUGUUCUCUAAGACAGAAUCUAUCAGGAAUUCCUCAGGGACAGCGCGUCUGCAAAGUACCAGACUGUUGGAAUUCACCGUGUGAAAACGGUUGGUGCGAGGAGACUAUCUCGGGUUAUGUCUGUCAUUGCUCAGCGAUGUUCACCGGUCUGCACUGUGAAAAACUUUCGGAACUUUCAGUAUGUUCAUCUAACCCCUGUCGCCAUGGAGGCACAUGUGAGGAAACCGAUAAAGGGUUUAGCUGUAUCUGUCCAGAGAGCUACAGUGGUCAGACUUGUGAACAUGGUGAAGAUAAUCCCUUCAUUAAGUCAGUGAAACUCGUAGGAGGAGAAGGUAGUCACGAUGGAAUGGUAGCAUUCUCUCCAUUUUCCAACCUCGGAAUCUCUAACACAUACAUACUGAUUCACCUUGCUGGAUGGAACUCUAAUGCGUCCCGGCUCGUUUGCCAACAUCUGGGAUUUAAAGGCGUAUACUUGACCCUGACUGGAAGUCACUUCAAUGUGUCAUACAUUAUGGAUGACCUCACCCAAUCCGCCAAUGUGGAUUGUCCUGAUACUGCUUCAGACAUCAGCGACUGCAGCUGGUAUAAUGAGACACAGAAUUACAAGAUUGAACUAUCUAUCGGGGUUGUCUGCUGCUCGGAGAGCCUGUUCUGCAGGGAGUCUGGAGACCCAGUUGGCCUUGAAAAUGGCUUCAUUCCCGACUCAGCAAUUACAGGAUCCAGCUCCUACCGUGGAAAAGAACCUUUCCUUGGAAGAUUACACUCUUCCCAUGCAUGGGUCCCCCGCCGGGAAGACAGCACACCUUGGAUUCAAGUCCACUUCAAUUCAAGUUACCUCAUUACUGGUUUCAUUACACAAGGGAACGUCGAUCUAUUUAGGGUAGGAUCGAGUGAUGACGGAGUAGCAUGGACACUCUAUAUGGAUGUGAACUCGGCUGCUGAAAAGACUUUUCAAAGGAGUGUCAAUUACCAACCAACUAUCUUCAGGAGACCAGUACUCUGCCGUUUUUUUAGGAUUUAUCCGAUCAAUAACUUUUACUCCCCUUCUCUCACGUUUGAGCUGAUUGGACAUGGACCACUAAAUUAUGACGUUGCUGCUCUGAAUCAAGUAACCGGAUGUCCAUCUCCUAUCCACGGUGAACCUCUGGGAAUCCAAGACGGCUCUAUACCAGACACCAGUAUCACUAGAUCGUGUAGUGGCAUCAUGCCAAAAGCUACAAUAGGGAGACUCCAUCGUUCUGAUGAAAUGAAUCUUUCUGGCCAAUGUGAUACAGCUUCUGACGAUAUUGACUAUUUUGAUAAUUGGGUGAAGAUCGAUCUGGGAGAACUUUCUACCAUUACUGGUAUCAUCACCCAAGGAAGUAGUUCCUAUUCACGUUGGAUUACGUCUCUUUUCAUUUCCUAUUCGAUCGAUGACGCAGCAUGGAUAUUCGUCUUGGAACAGGAAUGUGGUUCUCCUAAGGUGUUCACAGCCAACUAUAAUAUGCACUCUGACGUGACUACGCUUCUUCCUCGACCAAUCAGCGCACGAUACGUCAAAAUACACCCAGUCACUUAUUACGCAAUCCCAUCUAUGAGGUUCGAACUACUUGGUGUAAAACAUACUUGACUAAUAAACGCAUUUCAAAAUUGAAACAACAUUCAUUUGUCAAGGAACAGUGCACUUAUAUUGUAUAGCUUCGUUAAUAGUCAAUCACCUGUAAAUUGGUUCGAAUUGUGGACCUUGUAGACUUUGCAUCAGUCAUUUUUAUGAUGAUCUAAUUGGCGUGCUUUGGAGAAAAUCGCUACAAUUUUGAAGCGUACAUGCCUUGAUUGUACAGUAAAUAUUAGGAAUUAUACAGAGGAUAAGUUAAAUUAACCAAGAAUAAAGUAAAGUAAAUCAUUAAUAGGGUUAUUUUACAUUGCAUUUAUGUGUUUUACCUAGAUUUACGUAUUCCAAAAUAAUGUUAGUCGACCCCUUUACACAUUUUCUUAGUCCAGUUUAUGAUAUUGCUACUCUAAUUUAUGUAUACUUCUACAAAGGCUAUUUCUAAACAGGAAGCGGUUUGGGAAAUUAGGAUGACGGAUAUUUUUCUUUUCUUUUCAGAGUAAGUGAUAAAAAAGACAGGCCUACUUUCAGCCGAUUAUUUAAUUUCUGUAGAAGCUUAUUAAGGUAUUUUACCUUAUAAAUAAAAGUAGUUAAGUAUCAACGGUCUAUCUCGAAAAUCGCUGUUCUGAGAAAAAUUACUUUAAAGUUUAGAGGUUUCAGCUUUAUUGUGAAACGUAAAUAAUGCAUUUUUAGCAAAGGGAAAAUAAGAAGCACAAUAAAUACUAAUGACUGCAGAAUUCUUAAC